Molecule: messenger RNA, 4403 nt
Organism: Acipenser ruthenus (sterlet)
Lineage: Eukaryota; Metazoa; Chordata; Actinopteri; Acipenseriformes; Acipenseridae
Product: KH domain-containing, RNA-binding, signal transduction-associated protein 1-like
Exons: 11
Coding region: 232-1290 (352 amino acids)
Biological process (GO): regulation of alternative mRNA splicing, via spliceosome
Cellular component (GO): nucleus
Molecular function (GO): mRNA binding; poly(A) binding
Source: RefSeq, a predicted model, not a curated record
UCUCAUCAGUCGUAAGCUUUUUGUUCUCACUCGGAUUCCAUUUCCAGACAGCAAGGACGGACGGAAGGAAGGAGAGAGGGAGACAUUACCAACCGACAACAGCUUAUUAACUACGACAGAGCUUUCCCCACCUUGUAACGAAUCGAAAACCUUGAAACCCCCCCGCGACAAGAGUCGAGAAAUACGUUCUUAACAGUUUUUCAAGAGUUUGUAUUCAAAAACAAACACAAAAUGGAGCCCGAAAGCAAAUACUUGCCCGAGCUGCUGGCGGAGAAAGAUAGUUUGGACUCGUCUUUUACUCACGCGAUGAAACUCAUAUCUGCAGAAAUUGAAAGGAUUCAAAAAGGGGAGCCAAAGAAAGAGGAAGAAGACUCCUAUCUGGACCUUUUUGCACACAAGAACCUCAAACUGAAAGAGAGAGUCCUUAUUCCAGUGAAACUAUACCCAAAGUUUAACUUUGUGGGAAAAAUCCUGGGACCCCAAGGAAACACAAUCAAGAGACUUCAGGAAGAAACUGGAGCAAAGAUUUCAGUUCUUGGGAAAGGAUCAAUGAGGGACAAAGCAAAGGAGGAAGGUCUACGAAAAGGUGGCGAACCGAAAUACGCCCAUUUGAGCAUGGAGCUGCAUGUAUUUCUUGAAGUUUUUGCUCCAGCACCUGAAGCCUAUUCACGCAUGGCCCAUGCGAUGGAGGAGGUGAAGAAGUUCUUGAUUCCUCAGGAAAUGAUGGACGAUAUCUGCCAGGAGCAGUUCAUGGAGAUGAGCUACCUGAAUGGAGGACAGGAGCCUGGCUCCCGAGGGAGAGGAGGGCCCCCUGGGAGGGGUCGUGGAGCUCCACCCCUACAAGCAGCUGGUGGCAGGGGACGUGGCAUGCCACCGCGUGGAGGUGCCCCGCGAGGUGGUCCACCCAGGGGUGGCUCUGUUAGAGGAGGGCCCUCUGGUCGUGGGGGACCCCCAGCCCAAUCCCCCAGGGGAGGGGCUCCAGCAUCCCGGGCUAGGCCUCCUGCUCCAGGUGUGCAGAGAAUGUCUGCCCCUCAUCCACCUGCUCCAGAGCCCUACGAAGAAUAUGCAUAUGAAGAUAGCUAUGCGGAACCAAGUUAUGAGACCUAUGAGAAUUAUUACACCCAACCCCAGGCGGAUACAGAGUAUUAUGACUACGGGCACGGGGAGGCCCAGGAUGCUUACGAACCAUAUGGUCAGGAUGACUGGAAUGGAACAAGAGCAUCCAUGAAGGCGCCCCCAACCAGGCCAGUGAAGGGUGCUUACAGAGAGCAUCCCUAUGGUCGAUACUGAAAGAGGAAAUUUAAAGAGCAGCAAUUUGAAUAAGAGCAUUGCUCACUGAUUUCUUCUGUCUCCUGUGGCCACUGUCGCUUUACCUACAGACAAAAGUAAUUGUCCGUUUGUUUUCUACUCUGUGGACUUAUGUAUGCAUUGAAACGUAUUCAAACAAUCUUAGCAGUUAGGCAACACAGCUAAACUUUUGUUAGUUUUUUUUUUCAUUUAUACACCUUGACAGUUUUGUUAAAUUUAAGUACCCUAUUAAAAAAUAAAUAAAAUGCUUGAAUUAAGAAAUCUAGAUUGAUAAAAUGAAUGAUUUGCUUACGACUGUAGUUUAACAUCCUGUAAGUUUGUGAAGGUUAUGUUUUUUUUUUUUUAAAUUUUUUAGAUUUUAUUUUGUUUUGCUUUUUAAAUGAAUUCGUGCUUAAAAUUGCAGUUGCAGAUUCCCAUUUAGGCUACAUUUCAAAAUUCUGUUUAAUUAAAAAAAAAAAAGUGAAAAAAUAUGUACAAAAACAUAACCAUUAAAUUAAUCAUUUUCUACUUUAAAAGUGAAGUAUAUAAUAUAGGCAACUUGGAUUACCUAAAAGACAAUUGCAAGAAUCUUUUAAAUUUUCCAGCCAAUGCUGUCCUAAGAACUUCAUUUUAAAUAGUUUCUUAAAAGAUGUUAAUUUAAAGUUUAGGAAUCAUAUCUUUUUUGGAUUAAGAGUUUUGAAAUAUAGUCCCAGUAGACCCUGUUGCGAUGUCCUGACUGUUGAGAAAUUGUUACCUCAAUACUUGAACAAGUUAAAGUAACAGAUCACUGCUAAUGGUAAAUCUUCAUACAGCUAUGCAGUUGUCAAAAGUACUGAUUUUGGCGAGAGUUGGAUUAAAAAGCACACAUGUGAAAUCCCUGAAUUUGCAUCAGUCUGAAGGAUUGACACAUCCCCACAGGGUCUACAGAUGCUUACAAAAAAGGGACACUGCAGCUAAACCCCGAAACUAUGUAUAUACUUUAAACUUCAAAUAAGAACUGUAUUUUGCCAUUAAAGUUGUACUUUCUCCAUAAAAUGCAUAAUGUUCCUUGUGUAAGCUUGCCUAAAUAGGUAACUAAAUAUCUGUCCAAAAAUGUUUUUGCAGCAGUUUGUCAAUAAAGUUUAGUCUUUUUUUUUUAUCAAACUAUAAACUUGUUACUUUCUGUUUUUAUCGUAAAAUAAUGUUGUUAAAUAACUUUAAAUAACAAUCAAAGUUAAUGGUUCAUCAAAUCUGAGUUUUUUUUGUUUGUUUUAAAUCUAAAUGCUUUGCAUGUAAUUUUGAAAUCUUUCAUUUUAAUAAGUGUCAACUUAUGAGUAACAGUAAAGGACACUAUCUUUCUCCUUUUUUGUUUAAAACAAAAAAACAAAAACAAAAAAAGGAUCUAGAGGUAAGAACUUCUAUGUCCUCCCUAUAAAAUAAACUCUCAUAGUUACCUUUAACAAAGGUUGUGGCCAAAACAAGGCUUCAAAUGCAGCAAUGCCUGGGUUUGUAUUUAAAACAAAAGCCAACCAUAACUGAAAAUAAACUUGAUUGUCUCCUACCAAAUGAGAAAUAUGUAUUUUGUAGUCUCUGAAAUAACAACUUCAACAACCAUUCAAGUCAGCUUGCAGGGCACUUAUGUCAUUCUUGAUGCAAAGAAACGUGGCUGGUUUUAAUAAAGAAUUAUCGCGGGAGAGAAAGGAUGAGUAAGCCUAAAGUGCAUCACAAAAAAAGGAAGUAAAAUAACUGUACAGAACUAACCUGAAAGCUGGGAUUCCUCCCUCAGACAGGAUUUCUGAGCCUAAAAAAAGACAUCCUGUGAAAUCCCAGCCAAGGAAGAAAGGUGGAUUGAACCUGAAAACAGAUCUUGGGUACUAGACUGUCCUGGAUGUGAAAAUCGAGGAUAUGCACAUGCCAGGAGUGAAGCAAAGAUUUUUUUAAAUAUAUUUAUUUUUUAUUUAAAUUACAGAAAUGCCAGAUAUUACAUUUAGAGGAAUUUGUUACGAUUGUUUCUCGAAGGUAUGAAAGCUGCUUAUUGCAAGAUUUGGGCAGACUAAAGCCAUCUGGAUAGAUUAGAAAGGCUGGGCUAUUAAACCACAACUCUGUUUUUUAAAGUAGGUUUACCCAUGGUGCAGCCCUGUGUCCAAGGUUUAAAUUUGGACUGUGGGUUUUUUAAGUUUUUGUGGCAGUAUUUCUUGAGUGUCUGCUAAAAUAAUAAAAUUAAUGAAUCGUGUUGUAUAUUUGGCAGCCCAAGCAAUGCAUUUUGAAUAAUUUCAAGGGCUGAUCCUUACACUAGCCUAUUAAAGUGACAGCUGUAGUGAGUCCUUAGUGGGUUAAUGUUUUCAUGACCAUUAAAUGAUUUACAGUCUGCUUGCGGUUAUUGUUGUGAAGCAGGAAUGAUCUGCAUUUUCACACAAGAUGUUUUUUGCACAGUAUCUGUGCUUGGGUGGUGUUUGUGCUGCAUCAGCACUGAACCGCCACAGUGAUGAACAAUACAUCAAUACAUAAUCCAUUGUUUGGGCUGUAAUUGUUUUGGAGAACAUGGCAUCUACAUAUAUCCAUGGUUGUUGUGUUGAUGAGUCUUUUAAAUCUUAAACCUGCCAUAAUAAACGAGAGCUGCUCAUUGCUACAGAUUUAAUGAGCAUUAGCUGCCACAGAAGCUACAUUUAAACAAUUGGAAGGUUGCUUCAAACGGUAAUAAGUGCAAAUGUAAUGAAACAUUUGAUAAAUCCCAAAAGCAGUGAACAGAAUUCCAUUAACGUCUAGAACAAGUUUCCUUCAUCCCAGUUAAUGCAAAUGUAAUAUGGACUUCACUGCAUGAGGGGAUAUGCUGAAAUGUAUUAAAAGCAAACUGCACUAAACCUUGCUGUUGUGCAAUGCAAAUUGAGACAAAUUGGAGGCCAGAAGCACUUGUAAUGGUACAUGUGGUUGCUGAACUGCCCUAAAUGCAAAAAUGUAAUGCUUUCAUUGAUUGACCUUUUGGCAUUUUACAACAGAUUCAGUCUGCAACAGUAAGCAUUUUAACAUCAGUGUGUGUGAUAUAUGGGGUGGGGUGCUGAUUCACUUGUAUGUACUGUAAUAUGAUAACUUUUUUCUUAAUUUUUUUUUUAUUCUAAAUAAAUUCUAUAUCAAAUCCA